Molecule: messenger RNA, 933 nt
Organism: Epithele typhae
Lineage: Eukaryota; Fungi; Basidiomycota; Agaricomycetes; Polyporales; Epitheliaceae
Exons: 3
Coding region: 1-933 (310 amino acids)
Source: RefSeq, a predicted model, not a curated record
AUGUACGAGCUUUAUUACUACCAGCAUGACCCAUCCCGUAUUUCGGCUUGCCCUGUUACCAUCCACGCACUGCUUCACAUCGCGGACAGCAUCGAAGACAUCGGGCCGGUUUGGACGUCGUGGGCCUUCGCAAUGGAGAGAUUCUGUGGGGAUCUCCAGCCCGCUAUCAAGAGCAGGCGGUUCCCUUGGGCAUGCAUCGACAACCACCUCCUGGCCAAGGCCCAGAUCACGCAGAUCAGACUCAUUUACGACAAUGUGAGUAACGCAUUUCCUCUUGUCAUUUGUUCUGUGAUUCCCAACGCUCUGUCGGGAGCAGAUACCACAUGCGUCUUCUCUCCUCCCCGCAAACCGUUUGUCCCAGACCAGGAGCUCCGAAAGAAGAUCCUGGGCGCGCUGAGUACUCGUCUAGGCCGCACGAACUCCGCGCUGGUUAAGAAACAUACGCCUAUGGAGCUCAUAGGAUGGGGUCGAGUUCGAAUCCGGAAUGAGGGCGACACGCUUCAUGCGUAUCGGGUUCAGAGCCGCACUAGGGAUGCGAGGGACGCCACUUUUGUGAGAUAUGAAGUUCUUGUUGACAAGAACAAGCACAAAGCCAGAAAGCAACCGUCCUAUGAGCUGCAGACGUUCUACGGCCGACUGGAGUACGUCGUUCAGGUCAACUUUGAUACGCAGACGGCACAGCGGCUGGGGCUAGAUGUCCUCUCUCCAGACGGGGCAGUCGUUGCUCUUGCCGCAGUAUUGGAGUGCGCAAUCGAGCGUAGCCACUCAAGGCUUGACAUUCACUUCUACCGUAAUUUUGGUAGCAUUUCUGUGGUCGACCUCAGCUGUGUUCAGUGCGUUGUCGGUCGUGUAUGGGAUCCUGAAGCAUACAUGUGGGGCAUUGUUGAUAGGAGCGGUUCGUUAUCCAGAGCUCUCGUAGUAGUAGAUGAGUAG